Messenger RNA from Eleginops maclovinus (Patagonian blennie), 7713 nucleotides. It is a transcript of the gene ppargc1b, whose product is annotated as peroxisome proliferator-activated receptor gamma, coactivator 1 beta. Gene Ontology annotation, molecular function: transcription factor binding; nucleic acid binding. The transcript has 13 exons. Bases 31 to 2724 code for a protein of 897 amino acids. The record is from RefSeq and is a predicted model, not a curated record. Gene Ontology annotation, cellular component: nucleus. Gene Ontology annotation, biological process: positive regulation of transcription by RNA polymerase II. Lineage: Eukaryota; Metazoa; Chordata; Actinopteri; Perciformes; Eleginopidae.
CUGGUUCCUCCGCUCCUCAUUCACUAGAAGAUGGCGGACUGCGCUCCACUAUUAGAUGAGGAACUCUCGUCCUUUGUCUUCAGUUACCUGACAGAGACAUCCGGCAGCCAGUAUGGGGAGGAGGAGGUGUGUUCGGACCGCUUGGACAAUGACUUCCCGGACAUCGACCUCUCGCAGCUGGACACCAGCGACUUCGACAGCGUCAACUGUCUCAGCGAGCUGCAGUGGUGCAACGACCAGUCGACGGACGCGUCUCCGUCCUCCAUCCACUACAGCACGGCGGACGAGCUCUUUGAGGAGGAGAAUGCCGCCCUGCUCGCCGCUCUGACAGACAGCCUGGAUGGGAUGGUGGACGCCGAGGUGAGCGGGCUCUCCGUCUUCCCCGUCCUGGGGGAGGGGCCCGACCAGGAAGAGGAAAACGAGGACAAUCUCUCUCUGAGCACCGAAGACUUCCGCCGAUCCCUGGGGGCCGACACAGAGGACCCAUCUCUGCUGAAGAAGCUGCUGCUGACGCCGCCCAACGUUCCCGCGGGAAUCGACACACAGAAGGUCAACGGCCAUCGGUACAGCAACCGCAGCCUCCGGACGGUCAAACCUCUGGUCAAGUGCGACCUCCGUCCGGACAGGAAGCCCCGCGCUGUGCGUCCGGCCGGCCGCCUCUGCACCGAGCUGCACCGACACCUGACCACCGCCCGGGACCACGAGGACGCCCAGGCCCCCGACACCGAGGAGGACGAGGAGGAAGAGGAGGACGAGGACAGUGAGUCGGAGGAGGACGAAGAGGAGGAGGAGGAGGAGUCUUCCAGCAGCGAGGUGGAGGGUGGGGGAGUCGCUGCUCCUCCCCCCGCCGAACCGCCGAAACCUCAGUUCAGCUCGGAGAAGGAGCUGCGCUCGGUGGUGGAUCUGAUCACCUACAUGCACACCUACUGCCUGCCCAGCCGCAAGCAGCAGGGCUGGGAUCGCAAGGAGGCGCCGAGGCCCCGGGCCCGACACGAGGCCCCCCGCCCCCCCACAACCUCCCACAGCAGAGUCGUAUUGGUGGCGGCUCCGGGGACUGGGAGCAUCAGCGCCCCCCGCAGGCUGCCCUUUGCAAGGCGGCGGGAGAUGAAGGCCAAUUCCCUUCUCCGAGAUCUCCUGCAGCAGAGCAGCUCGUACGACGUGAGCAAGCCUUACAGACUGCACAGCCCCCCGUAUGUCCACUCCCCCAGCAGAGUCUCUCCCCCGGCUAAAUCGGCCUCCCCCGUCUCCUCUCACGGACCCACCUCCACCGCCUCCGCUAAGCUGGAGCUCCGUAAAGACUCCCAGCAGAGGAGGCCUCAGAGCCCGGAGGACUCGGCGGAGGACGGCGGCUCGUUCUCGGUGCGUCGCUCCCGCCGCCUGGCCUCCUUCCCCAGCCGCUUCGCCAAGAGGCUGCGGCCCGGACGGGAGAGGGAGGGAGUCGUCGGGAAAGACAGGGAGGAAAGGGAGGAGGCAAGAGCCGGGGUCAAACUGCUGCCGACACAAGCAGGAGGAGCGACUACGAUGACAGAGACCGAGCAGCUGACGUCCGGAGAACAAGACAACAAACCCUGCUGCCACCACGAGAAGCGAGCCUGCCUCUGUCUGCCUCUCAACCCCAAGAACACAGGAGAGUCCCAGUACAGCAGCAAGCCUUUCGAGCAGACGCUGGGUGUGGACCUAUGUGGGACGGCAGGUCUCACCCCCCCAACAACCCCGCCUCACAAACCAGUGGAGGAUGAGCUCUUCAAACCAUCAGAGGCAGGAAAACCGGGGGAGGGGAUGGGCGGCGGCAGCAGGGGCGACGGCGGCGGAGGAGGCGUCUCCACGAAGGCCUCGUCCUGGCUGAGCCGCGCCCACCCCCCGCGGAAGCUUCCGGAACAAACGGAGCUGUACGCCCAGCUGCGCCGCAUGGGCCAGGCCGGCGACACCGACACCUACCGCACCUUCGGAGACCACGACUACUGCGCCCUGAGCGUCGGGGAGAGCCGCAAGCGCAGCGCCGACAUGCUGGGCGCCAUCCUGCAGGCCCAGAGCGGGGGGGAUGGAGGCCGGGCACCGAAAGUUGCAGACGAUCAGGGGUCGGGGGAGAGGGAGCGGGAGGACGGGGAGGGGCUGGUGGCGUCGCAAAUCGCAGACCUGCUGGAACAGCAGACCCCCACCACCACGAGGAGGCUGGUGAUCUCGUCGACGCCACCGCCAUCGCACUGCCACGCAGCGACCGCCACGCCGCCGGUGAGCGAGGAAGAGGCGGAGCGCUCGUCUGCGUCCCGCUCGCCCUCACCCACAAUCCACCUGUGUCCCGACUCCCCCGCCAGCAAGACUGACUCCAGUGAGAACUCGGAGAUCUGUCCCGACGACAAGAGGAACAAAGCCAAGUCUGACGAGGACAACUGCCAGGUGUUCUACAUCCACAACCUGCCAUCCAGCGUGACCCAGAACAUGCUGCGGAAACGCUUCCAGGUGUUUGGAAAACCCGAGGACUGCAAAGUCAUCAUCUGCAACGAGGAGCGCUGUGGGGUGAUAAAGAUCCGCCAGGCGGGGGUUCAGAAGCACUGGAGGGAGCGGGAGACGGUUUUCCAGAACGCUCCUGCAGGUCUGAGGCGGCUGACGAGGAAACGCUACAUAGAUCUCGACGAGGCAGGCCCGGGCCCCGUCAAGAGCAAGUACGAUGCACUGGACUUUGACACUCUGCUGAAGGAGGCCCAGAAGUCCUUGCACCGCUGACAGUGCCCCCGUCUGGCCAGCCUUAGUGAACUGCAGCAACACCCUCUACUACACGGCCCUCUGACGGGCCACUAGUACCUCCAUGCAAGGCAACCUCGCAAAAUGUUUACAUUUUUACCAUUGGAAUAAAGUAGUGAUAAGGACCUCGUCGUUUUUUUUUGUUUGUUUUCGUUCACCGGAGGAUAUCGCUUAAUAACGAGGAAGGGAGUCCGGAGAGUGAAAUGAUUUAACAGCAGCGGUACAACGAGUACGAACGAUGCCGCUACAGUUGUUUGCUGACAAUAACCGAGCCGUCUGUCGGUGACUUCACUGCCCGCCUGGAGCGCGGGCGGGGGGACCUCUGUAGCAAACCCUUGCUAUUCCUGCGUUGGUCGUCGUGGUGUGUGUGUUUCUGCGUGUGCGUGUUCUUUGUUCUGUUUGUUUUGUAAAAAAAGAUAAAGCCUCCCUCUUUCCGGUUACGGGUGGUGGCGCUGCACGCUGUGCGGCCGUGAACCAGAACAAAAAAAACCCCCUGCUUUGUUUUAGCGAAAAAUUGUGGAUGUUAUAAAUUCUAAAAAUCUAUUGUGUGUGUGUUAUGGACAAAGAAUAUAUAAAAUACAUUUAACGUAAUCAUUUGAUGACUGAUACAAGUUUACAGAUCUAAAAUGAAGAAGAAGAAAAUCAUGUUUGUUUUCUUUUUGUAACUGUAGUGCUUCCUUGAUUUGAUCUAUGCACUGUACGGAGGGGAGCGUCUCCUCCUCCUUCCCUGACUCUGCCGGGCUCGAGGCUCUGCUACUGGCUGCUGCAGGCUCCGUUUGCUAGGCGAUUUAUACAUUAAGGCCCCGACUACGACCUGGAAAUGUACUUUAUGUAAUCCAACCCAUGCAAACACGGAUUGGAAAGGCAAUACCUGCUGUGUUGGUGAAGCAAACCGAAAAGACCUGCGGGAUACUCAGAAGCGUGCUGCAUCGGUUGCUUCCAGGUCUGGAGGGGUCUUGAUGUAUCCUCUUGAUGUAUCCUUGGUAGGGUCCCACUGAACAUGUGUCCUCUGAAGGCUGAAGCCUCAUGACACCCACAGCCAAUGCAACACUUACUGUUUACAUUCGGACUGCUGCAAGCGGGACGGAGAUGGGGAAAUGGAGAUGGUAGCCAUAGAAUACUUUGUGAACUCCUCACAGCUGCACUUUGUCCAGAUCAUCCCAGUCCAUGCCCCCAUUACAGACCAUUCAGCUAUUGUUAGUGUCCUGGUGACACAUUAAGGGGGGGGGACCAUUCUUCUCCCCCUGUGAUCCACAUCAUCCUCAUCAUCGCAGGAAGUAGACGAAUCUGUUGGAAUGUAUUCAAGAAUUUGAAUGUAAUCAUCGAGUUUUCCCCAUGUCUGCUUGCCCAAAGAUUGUGGAGUUUUUUUGGUGCUUUAAAGUAAGUUGUCCGGUCGACUGCCUGCAGGAAGUUCCCGUCUGAAGUGCAGUCCGGUUAGAACCGCUUCCCUGACGCAGCCAGUAGCAGUGACACAAAGGGAGAGAGCCUCCACACCUGGUGGCACCGAGGGCGAGCGAGGGACGGGCUUGAAAGUAAAGAACAAAAAAAACAAUCUGCCGAAAAUCUGGUUUCUCACCCGGGAGGUAUCAGCUGAUCUCUACCUCACACCAUCCGUCCCUCUCUCGUCUCCUGGAGGCUCUCUGCCGUCUCCUCGGUUCCUCACUUUCCUUUUAGAAAUGAUCUGUCCGUCCCCGGGCGGUUCUGGGUUUUGACUUUUGAUACUACGACCCCCCCACUAAAGGGGAGUAAUCUCUCUCUCUUUCUCUAACUCUUUCCUCCGCUUGCCUCAUACCGGUUUUAAGCGUGUCCGUCACUUGGAGUCUCGACCGUGUGUCCGUGUGUUUCUGAGUGUUUCGUCUUUGUCUCGUGUUUGAGUCGGACACUGCUGGCGCUUGCAGGUCGGUGAGGAGGGGGCGAACGCUGGCUUUAGGGGUUGUUCGGUCCUCGAUGGAAGGGGAAGAGUCUCUCGGUUUUUAUUCAGGGACACGUUCCUCCUCUCCUCGCCUAAGAAUUUCAAUUAAUCGCAGCCCGACUCCCUCUAUCGCUUUCCGUCGCGUGGGUUCUAGGCCUCUUCCCCAAACCCCUGGUAAUCCGCUUGAUAACAAAUAGUCCCUCUUUCACCCGUCCUCUUUCUCUAUCUAAUCAACUCCUUGGUAACACACACAACAAAUUGAAUGUUUACAUCACUCGAUUCUCCUUUGACUUUAUUAGGAACGCACACUUAGUACAAAGGCGCCUUAUUCAGUGUUUAAAAAAUAAGAAUUCACCGCAGAGUGAAGUUUCCCUCCCCAGGCUCACUGAUGUCCCAAUCUAACAGAAACUCUUUAGUGCUAUACAUACUGAUGAGAAGUAGAGACGAUAUUUAAAACCACAAACAACUGAAUAAGUGUUUGUGCUUCGUAUGUACAGUACUAAACAAGUGAGAGAAUGUGCUGGUUUACAUAAAAAAGACGAUAUAUGAAUAUAAAUGUGUAUAUAGCACUAUGCCUCGUUGUAAACAUAAAUUGUAUUGUGUGUUUUUUUAUUUUGAAGGUUAUAGUAAUCACAUCCAGUUCAGUACAGGGAGGACUUGAAGGGAAUUCACACUGUUGUAAAAGAAGGACAAAACACAUCCCUUUAGAAGACCACACUAAACGCUUCUGUUCUGAAAUAUUUUUUAACGUUUUCUUAAGUGUUUUCUUAAAGAGCAAUUUGAAAUGCAAUACAUAAUAAUCUUAUCUUUAAGACAGCCUUUCCGAGACACUGAGGUAAUAAUAUAUAUAUAUAUAGGUUGGUUGUUGAGCGACGGAUCCAUAGAUACUGUACUUUCUGUAGACUGCUGUUAAACACAAAAAGACGUGGGAGCUACGGAGCAGGGGUGGGUGGCUGCGGACACGAAUACAAAACUAAUCGUAGAUAUACUCUUGCACAAACAACUUCCCGAGUGGUGAAAUAUCUUCACAGUUUUUCUUCUCGUUGAAAGGAAGCCAUUGUAACUGUCCUCACCUCCGAGGGUGCAGCCAGCAGCUGGGGGAGGGAUGUGGGGGGGGGGGUCGUCGCUGGUUUGACCCUGUUUUAGUUUCACAUUAGUUGAUACCGAUAAGGAAGACACUGCAGAAAUCCUGCGAUACUCCUCGACUUUCUACCUCCAAGGACAAUAUAUCUUACAGGGGGGGGGGGCUGGUGGUCCUAGAUGCUAAGUGAAGCAUAAAAACAGUCGGAUUCUGCCAAUUCGGGAACAAAUCAGAACUUUACCUUGAGAGGAAGUCAUGGGGUUUUUAUCGGAGAAGUUAGAGCUGAGCUAACGGCUAAAUGCUAACUUCGCUAUCGUUAGCAUGUCUCGCUAGCCUUUCCACAUCACAAAGCUAGCUCCCGUUUGGCGGGUCGGGAGGAAGACCUUCGUUUCUACAUGUUGAGGAUAUGUUGAAACUGAAGUCUGUGGGGGGUGGGGGGUUUCUCCAGUGUCUACCGCCGUGCCAGUGAGGGUGCCUCGAUUUUCUAGAGGUGAAUGACGUUGAAGAACCCGUUUUUCAUCCUGGCAAGCCUUAAAAUCAAUCGGGAGGGAAAACGAAGCUAACCACUAGCUUUUAUUAUUGCGGUUUCAACUCCUUUCCAAUCCAAUGUGGUUUAUUAUUAAAUGAUUACUGACGUAAUUACAACUUUUUUCAAUAGCCAUAUUAUAAAAAGGUAUAUACAUAUAUAUGAAUAUAUAUAUUUGUGUGUUUGUGUAGAUAUCUAGAUGAUUAUAUACUUUCUUAUAGAAAACUUUGAUGUUGACCAUUCUCCUCGGUGUUUUGAGAACACGUUUCAACAGAAUAACCAACUGCUGUCCGCUCGGUCUAGGUCCUAGGUCCAUGGACAACGAAUCCAAAUAAAAAAGAAAAGUAAAAAAAAAACGAUCCAUCCUUCCAAAGGGAAAGCCCUCAUCAGAAUGCAAUACCUUUCUGCCCAUUCUUCAUUUCAGGAAAAAAUGGAAAACGGCAAGAAAACCAUAAAACUUGAUAGGCAAGUUGACCAAAAAGAUCCAACUUUACACACCGACGAUAACGACCGUGGAGGGGGCGUUUUCCACGGCCACGUCAGAUCCCGUUUUGUAGAGGUUUCCGAUGCCACUAAAAACACGUCUUUGUUUUCACGUCACUUCCGGUUUUACUUUCGGGAAAAACAAUGUAUCUGUCAGCUAUAGCUACACCGUCAGAGAGUGCGUUCAAUUCCUCUUCCAGGUCCGAUCUACAGUGGUUCAACACACACACACACACACACACACACACACACACACACACACACACACACACACACACACACACACACACACACACACACACACACACACACACACACACACACUAAUGGGUAACCUGUCAAACUUGAUGUCAAACAGGCACUUCGUAGGGACUGCAAACUGUCUAAAUCUGCUGAAUGUGAGCGGCUGUUUUCUGGUGGAAGUGAAUAUUUUGACAUAAAGGGCAUACAUUGUUUUUGAUGUUUUUCAUUACUCUUGAUUUUAUUGUCUAUUUACAUCUAAUGACUAUCAAAUCCACAUAAAUGAUUUCUGUUUUUUAACUUUAGUUUUUGGUAAAAACAAAAGGUAAAUACUGCUAGUGAGAUUUUAUAUUUUUACAUAUGUUGGUUUUAUUUUGCGUUUCUUUUUUUAUUUAUACGCCACUUAGUUUGGAUGUCUUUAAAUGGUGUUUCUUUUCUUUGUUUUGUGUGAUUUCAUAUGUCUUGAGAAUGUGGAGACAAAGGCAUUUCAGUAUUUUUGAAUUGUUAAAAUCUAGUUUCAUAGAAGCGGAAGUAUCUGAUGUUAUAAAUUAUAUUUUAAUUCAUGUAAAAAGUUUAAAACAGAAGACGAUGGCUUCCUUUUAAACUGAAUACAUUUCUCUUCAGAGAUUGUUUACAUUAUGAAACUGUAGAGAUGUGCUCCUCAUAUACUGUAUAAAGUACAUAUAUUCAUUGAUUUGCCUCCAAAAAAUAAAAUCCUAAUGAACAGCA